Messenger RNA from Humulus lupulus (European hop), 1326 nucleotides. RefSeq lists its product as uncharacterized. The record is from RefSeq and is a predicted model, not a curated record. The transcript has 3 exons. The coding region runs from base 1 to 1326 and encodes 441 amino acids. Lineage: Eukaryota; Viridiplantae; Streptophyta; Magnoliopsida; Rosales; Cannabaceae.
AUGGAGGAACGGAAGACUUUAUGGCAUAGAUUACCUAAGCUUUCUCUUCCAGCCACUUCUUGGGUUAUCUUGGGAGAUUUUAAUGCAAUAUUUACUGCUAAGGAUAGAAAUGGAGGUAAACCUAUGUCCAAAUCAGAAUUGUUGGAUUCUUCUCAGUGGCUUGCUGGAAAUCAAAUGGAUUCACUCAAAAUUACUGGUUCUUUCUUUACUUGGACUAAUAAUCAAGAGGGGUCAGCUCGUAUCUACUCAAAGAUAGACCAUGUCUUUGCUAAUGAAGAUUGGCUGGAUUUUUUUCCUAACUCAACAGCUAUUUUUAGUUGGGAAACGGUUUCUGAUCAUUGCUCUUGUACUGUUUCUAUUCUGGCCAUGGAGAAUUUGGGAGUUAAGUUGUUUCGAUACUAUAACUUUUGGAGUGAUCAUAAAGGUUUCAAAGAGGUGGCAUUGACUAGUAGGAGGAAGCCGAUUAAUGGGACUGGUUUGAAGGCUAUCUAUCUGAAGAAAAUGCGGCUGAAACAUAAAUUGAAGAGAUUUAAUAAAGACCAUAUUGGAGACAUAGGAGUGCAAUAUCAGAUGGCAAAAGAUCAAUACCAGGCAGCUCUAUUCCAGCGCAGCAACAUCCCCGAGACCCAUAAGGAAGAGAAUAGAAUUGCUACUUACAUAAUUGAACAAGGUAGGGUGGUUGAUAACUUUCCUGAAGUGGUUUCUCAUUUUCUGGAUCACUUUAGAAGUUUUAUGGGUAGUCCUAGUUCAGCUACUAAGAAGAUAAAUAUGCAAUGUGUGGAGCUAGGAUCCAAACUUUCGAUUGACCAGCAGCUUAAGUUGUUGAAGCCUUUCUCUCACAAGGAAAUUCGAGAUGCAGUUUUUAGCAUUCCCAACAUCAAAUCCCCGGGUCCAGAUGGGUUUGGUUAUGCUUUUUUCAAGGUUUUAUGGCUGGAUAUUGGUGGUGAAAUAUGUAGAGCAGUUGGACAUUUCUUUGAGACAGGCAGUUUUCCUGAGGAGCUUCAUCAUACUACUCUGUCCUUGGUCCCUAAGACUGAUAAUCCUUCUUGGGCUGUGGACUACAGGCCAAUUGCUUGUUGUUCUACCAUUUACAAGUGUAUUUCAAAGCUAUUAUGUUCUCAUUUGGCCAUGGUCCUUCCUGAUCUGGUUCAGUUAAAUCAGGGUGCUUUUGUUCAAGAUGAUCUGAUUUUAUUUUGUAAAGGGUCUCUAUCUGCUAUUCGAGUACUCAAGGAUGCUCUAGAGGAGUUCAGUUCUGCUUUAGGGCUCCAUAUUAAUACCAUCAAAUCUCAUAUCUUCUUUGGGGGAGUUUCUGCUGCUGAUAGAUAA